AUUCAUACACAAAUUUUGUUGUAUCUUUUUGUAAAGCUUUUGUCUUCUUGAAUCUUGAUAUUGUUGCCUUCUGCAUUUCUUCCUUUGCUGCCAGCAAUUUCGCGUCAAUAAUUGUCCUUAUCGCAGACCGAAUCCGUUUCGUUUGAUGGUUUUACAGCGAUUGCUUAUACCUUGAUUCGAUUUCUAGAAUCAAAGAUCGACGAUACUUUGUGUUAAUUUAUUGGUUCAAAACCAUAAAAAGUUAUUGCAGUUCUUAGUUGAAGUCCAAUUAUUUAAUUUUUCUGUUAAUAAGGAUGGUUUGCAGUAAGCCUGUUGGUGGUUCAUGAACUCCGAUCUGAAAAAUGUAUGGACGGAGCUUUGGUUUUGUGUCAGCUUCAGAUUAUAUAAAUUCUUAACGGUCAAACUGUAGCAAUACCUCUAGUGCUAAGCCAUGCUCGUUAGAUAUAUUUUCACGUGCAUGAUUCUGCUUUGAUUGUGUGCAUUAUGAGGAAUAAUGUCUGAAACUUAAUGACUCUAGAUUUAGUUCUGGGAGCUCUGUGCUUGAAUUGAUUCUUGAGAACAUAAAUAUCGUGCAGUUAUUUUUAUUAUCUCUCUACUCUUAUCACUAAUUGGUAGAUUGUGGUGAACUUGGUGGUGCUCUUUUAUGGUGAUUGUUAGGGAUUUUGAAUUAUUUGUUUCCAUGACUUACAUUGAGUUAUCAAUGACGGGUUGAGAGUUGAGUUCUCUGAUUAAUGCAGGGAUCAUCUUUUCUUGAGGUUUUCUAUCUUCUAUGCUUUUUGUUUGCUUUUCCGGUAAUUUUUGUGGUCCAAUGAUCAAUUCAGUGUCAUUUGGGAUCACCUGUUAAGUUCCUAGGUGAAGGAAAUAGUCAUCAUCCAAGCACAGGUCCCCCUAAUAUCAGUGUGAAGAUGUACAUGAUUCUUUUUUGGGUUAUAAAGCCACGCCCUUCCAACUGAAGCUUCUGCAAGUUGGCAUCUUACUAGAGCCAGAAGCUCUCUGUCAAGUAUCAUGUCCACGCCAAAUGAUGAAAAUUUAUCUGCUCAUGCCCAGAUUUCUUCUCAUGUUUUCAAUGACCUUCUUGAUUCGAUUAUUGUUGAUGUUGCGUCCGAGUGUCAUCGGAUAGCAAGGUUAGGUCUUGAUCAUUAUUUGGAAGAAGAGGAGGAAGAGUUGAAACUGUCAGCCGAAGCCCAAGCCAGAGCGACUGAUCCAAGUAAUAGUGGCGAAACAAAUGCCAAAUAUGUGGUUGAUAUAUUUGGACAAACCCAUCCUCCUGUUGCUAAUGAGGUAUUUGAGUGCAUGAACUGUGGGCGAGCCAUUAUGGCUGGAAGAUUUGCUCCUCAUUUGGAGAAAUGCAUGGGAAAGGGUAGAAAGGCCCGUCCGAAGACAACAAGAAGUAGCACAGCUGCACAGAACCGGUACUCACGAGGCAGCCCUGUCUCCACCUACUCCCCGUAUUCUAGUUCAACCAGCACGAACCGUUUACCAAAUGGAACACCCGGUGUUGCAGGUGAGCAUUACUCAAAUGGCACCUUGGAAGAGACAUGAGGGAAACUUGAAAAAGGACAGGCUGACAGAUACCACUUCAAAUCAAUCACCAAGAAAUCCAUGUUAUAGCAGCCUAGGAUGAAUGCUCUGUGAUCACAAUCUCUGGUGUUUAUUAUUAUUAUUAUUAUUAUUAUUGUUUAUUUAUUUUCCUUCC
Molecule: messenger RNA, 1696 nt
Organism: Diospyros lotus (date-plum)
Lineage: Eukaryota; Viridiplantae; Streptophyta; Magnoliopsida; Ericales; Ebenaceae
Product: SAGA-associated factor 11
Exons: 4
Coding region: 1006-1542 (178 amino acids)
Cellular component (GO): DUBm complex; SAGA-type complex
Source: RefSeq, a predicted model, not a curated record